GGAGGAAGUAAGGUGUCGACGAUGGGGCCGGGGCGCCUGCGCAGCCGCUUCGUGAAGAAGAACGGCCAGUGCAACGUGGUCUUCACCAACAUGCAGGACAAGCCCCGCCGCUACCUCGCCGACAUCUUCACCACCUGCGUGGACAUCCGCUGGCGCUACAUGCUGGCCAUCUUCUCCGCUGCCUUCCUGGCCUCCUGGCUGCUGUUCGGACUCGUGUUCUGGGGCGUGGCGCUGGCCCACGGCGACCUGGACCUGGGCCGGGGGCUGGGCUCGCACCUGGGGGGCGGGCCCGGAGGCGGCAGGAAGGAGGAGGAGGAGGAGUGGAAGCCCUGCAUCCUGCACGUGCACAGCUUCGUGGGGGCCUUCCUCUUCUCCAUCGAGACCCAGACCACCAUCGGCUACGGCUUCCGCUGCGUGACCGAGGAGUGCCCGGUCGCCGUGGCCACGGUGGUGGUCCAGUCCAUCGUGGGCUGCAUCAUCGACUCCUUCAUGAUCGGCACCAUCAUGGCCAAGAUGGCCCGGCCCAAGAAGCGGGCGCAGACGCUGCUCUUCUCCCACCACGCGGUCGUCGCCCUGCGCGACGGGAAGCUGUGCCUGAUGUGGCGGGUGGGCAACCUCCGCAAGAGCCACAUCGUGGAGGCCCACGUGCGCGCCCAGCUGAUCAAGCCCUACAUGACCGCCGAGGGGGAGUACCUGCCCCUGGAGCAGACGGACCUGAACGUGGGCUACGACGCGGGGCUGGACCGCCUGUUCCUCGUCUCCCCGCUGGUGAUCGUCCACGAGAUCGACGAGCAGAGCCCCCUGUACGGCCUGAGCAAGGAGGACCUGGAGACGGAGGACUUCGAGAUCGUGGUCAUCCUGGAGGGCAUGGUGGAGGCCACGGCGAUGACCACGCAGGCCCGCAGCUCCUACCUGGCCCGCGAGAUCCUGUGGGGCCACCGGUUCGAGCCGGUGGUCUUCGAAGACAAGCACCGCUACCAGGUGGACUACUCCCGCUUCCACAAGACGUACGAGGUGCCCUCCACCCCGCAGUGCAGCGCCCGCGAGCUCAGCGACGCCUCCUUCAAGAUGACCAGCCCCUCCCUGUCGCUGCCCCCGCCCAGCCCCCCGCCCGCCAUGCUGCCCCUGCCCACCAGCGCCUUCUGCUACGAGAACGAGGUGGCGCUGCACUGCCGGGAGGAGGAGGAGGAAGAGGAGGAGCGGGGGAGGGAGAUGGAGGAGCUGAGGGACAGGGCGGGCGAUUUCCGCGCCCCGGACGAUGUCCUCAGAGUCCUGGACGUGGAGAGCCGCCUGGAGUUCGACCGGCUGCAGGCCGCCAUUCCACUGGACCCGCUGUCCUUCAGGAGAGAGUCAGAGAUAUGAGGCAGACUGGGAGGGG
Messenger RNA from Lepisosteus oculatus (spotted gar), 1378 nucleotides. The record is from RefSeq and is a predicted model, not a curated record. Lineage: Eukaryota; Metazoa; Chordata; Actinopteri; Semionotiformes; Lepisosteidae.